CAAGAGGCUCCAGGAGCAUAUAAGGGGAGGGGAAAGAGAUCCAGGCACAAGAUCACCAAGGUGAAUUCUCCCAGCCAGACUUUCAGAUGUUCCAGCUGGAGGCCAUGCUGCCCUUACUGAUUCUUGCCUUCUUGGGGAUCCCCGGCGUUUUGACACAAAGUAGAUAUCAUGGCUCAGAAACUGGAAAGCAUUUCUGUAUUGUUGCACCCGAAGGAGAAAAUAUAACAGGAAUUUGGGCAAGUUUGAAGAAUAACUACAUUAGUAGCCUUCGGCUUAGAUUGGGCAACAACUGGAGUCAAGAAUAUGGCUCUUCUGGAAAGGCUGAGAUCGAAGUCAAGCUGAACCCUGAAGAGACUGUCCUUGGGUUCUCCGGAACAUACUAUUCCUUUAUGCGUCAAAUAAUCAUUAUUACUAGCCAGCCUCGGGAGUUAAUAAUAGGACCUUUGAGGGGUCAAUAUGAGUACUCUAGCUACCCUGAAAAUCCCAGCCAUGUGUUCAGGGGCAUUUGUGGCUAUUAUGUGACAGGUGGGUUAAAGGGCAUCAGGUUUUUGUGGGGAAGUGUAAACGGCACAUGUACAGAGUAAGCUAUAUGGCCACUCAAACUGAAGUGUCAGGUACUUCCAAACUGAAUCCACUAAUAAAUACAACAUCUGCAUGAA
Messenger RNA from Rattus rattus (black rat), 659 nucleotides. RefSeq lists its product as uncharacterized. Bases 87 to 584 code for a protein of 165 amino acids. Lineage: Eukaryota; Metazoa; Chordata; Mammalia; Rodentia; Muridae. The record is from RefSeq and is a predicted model, not a curated record. The transcript is spliced from 4 exons.